Molecule: messenger RNA, 1952 nt
Organism: Haliotis rubra (blacklip abalone)
Lineage: Eukaryota; Metazoa; Mollusca; Gastropoda; Lepetellida; Haliotidae
Product: monocarboxylate transporter 12-like
Exons: 7
Coding region: 253-1722 (489 amino acids)
Biological process (GO): transmembrane transport; monocarboxylic acid transport
Molecular function (GO): monocarboxylic acid transmembrane transporter activity
Source: RefSeq, a predicted model, not a curated record
UUGAGUGAUUCGUUAAAACAUGUACAGAUAUAAUCACUCCCAAAUCAUUUUGCAGGCUCCACGUUUUCGAGAAACCAAGAUGGUGCUCUCCUUCACUGGGAAAUAACUUGUCGAGAAGAAUACGGACUCAGUGCUACUCCGUUAAGUCCUUUUCUCAAGCAGAAUCGGACCGUGUUCAUUCAACAGCCAUCCUUCACAGGCACUCCUACCCUGUUUUACCAGUCGCAAGAACACAAACCCUUGAACACCGACAUGGCGAAGCAGAGUAUUUAUCCAGCAGUUGUUCUCUUUGCGUCCUUUGCAACAAUGCUCUGUGGACCAAGCAUCGUGUAUGCAAACGGAGUACUCCACGUCGCGUUGCUCGAAAGAUUCCAGGAGGACGCGACGAUGACAGCAUGGGUAGGAUCUCUCUUUUCCUGCAUGUUCGCUCUCACAGGACCAAUUGCCAGCAUAGUCAUCAACGUGUUUGACUGCAGAACGUGUGUGGUGACGUCUGGUGUCUUGAUGAUGGUUGGGUUCUCAGCCAGCUGUUUUGUGACAGAAAUAAGGACAUUGUUCGUAACAUAUUCCUUAAUUGCAGGUCUUGGCACAGGUUUGGCACAAACCGGAAGUUUCGUCAUUAUUGGAUAUUACUUCCCUGUAAAAUCAGGUCUGGUUACAGGAAUAUCUAUUUCAGGAAUUGGAUUUGGGAUAUUGAUACAUCCCCCACUCUUGCAGUAUUUGACCGAAACAUAUGGAGUCCACGGAGCCUUCCUUAUCACCGGAGGAAUAGCACUUCAUGUAUGCAUUGCCGGAAUGCUUAUGCGUCCGUCUGACAUAGAGCGCAAGAGAAAGCAACGUGUCGGAAAGGAACAACGUGCAAAGAGAAAUAUGACAUCAAUAUGUCGGGAUGUAAGGAAUGUCUACCAUGUUUUCAGUAAUGUUUCAUUUUUAUUCUUUUUAUGCAGUCUUGUGUGCUAUUCAAUUGCUAUAGCAACAGAAUAUCUCUUUCUUCCGGACUUCUUCAUAAAACAGGGAUCAACAUUCCAAGAGAGCGCCUUUGUUGUAUCAACUUCAGGCCUAGGAAGUAUUGUCUCUCGGAUUCUAAUUGGAUUUGCUCUGAGCGACGAGAAGAUUGGAAGUGCCACACUGUAUGCCUCUCUGAAUGGCAUAAUAGCAAUUUUUACCUUCAUGCUGCCACUGUUCAACACAUCCUCAUUUCUGAGAAUACUUUAUGGCUUCAUUCUUGGAUUGUAUAGCGGAGGAACAUGGGUUCUCCUCAAUACUCUAACACUUGAAAUUCUUGGAAUUCAAGACUUCGCCACUGGUGUGGGUGCAGCUUUAUUUUCCUGUGGAGUCGGUUAUCUUACAGGUCCUCCUAUUGCAGGAGCCAUAGUAGAAGCAAGAGGAUCGUACUACAGCGCGUUCCUCCUUUCAGGUGCCAUGUUUUUCUCGACCACGGUCUUGGGAUUCCUGUCAACACUCAGCAAGAGGACGCAACCACGAACAAAAGACUCCGAACUGAAGGUGACAGUACUCAUCAAUGAAGUUGAUACUGAAGUAGCAUUAAUACAAACAUCAAAACCUAUGAUCGAAACAAAACAAAUACCCAGCGAGUAUUGUGAUGACAAAUCGACUGCUGCAGCAGUAAUAGAUGUACUGAAUCCAGCGAUUAAAUCAAAGGAGAACUGUGGGGAUGAUUAUUCUGAAGGGGGUAACAAAGAAACCUGUACAAACUAUUGAAGCAAACCAAAAGCCAAGGCUCUGUUGUGAAUACUCUGUAGCCGGUUACAGAAGUAUGUCACAGAUAAGGAAGUGCGUUAUUUGGAUCAAGUUGAUGUGCAGUAUCGUGAAGACAAGUACACUACAACGGGUAACAGACGUGUUUCAGUGAGAAGAAAGUAUGUUAUUUUGAUUAUGUUACAAUGAACUGAUAAAAAACAACAGAACAGAGCAAUCCAGCAAUCAUUGCU